This is a messenger RNA of Lindgomyces ingoldianus, 733 nucleotides long. RefSeq names its product sterol-binding-like protein. The transcript has 2 exons. The coding region runs from base 171 to 557 and encodes 128 amino acids. The record is from RefSeq and is a predicted model, not a curated record. Lineage: Eukaryota; Fungi; Ascomycota; Dothideomycetes; Pleosporales; Lindgomycetaceae. Gene Ontology annotation, cellular component: cytosol.
CAUCAUCAAUCACAAGCAAGCUUCAAAUAUCCCCCGUGGCCCAGUUCUCCGUUUCUCCUUCUUCUCAGAUAUUCAUCGCCUCUUCAAACUGUUAGAUUCCCCUUCAAUCAACCCAACACAAACAUUCAAGUUCGAGAAGUUCAAUCAGCACAUUUAAGGACAUAGCCACAAUGUCUCUCAAAUCAGCCAACUUCCCCUCCUCAGCCGCCUUCGACGCCAUCGCCGCCUCGCUCUCCACCUCCGAGUCAGACCGUAGAGACGCGAUAAAAAAAGGCGGCGCAAUUUUUGCGUUUCAACUCAAAAACGGCGAAAAGGUCGAGUCGUGGUACAUUGACCUCAAAGAAACCGGGACCGUGGGCAAGGGCACUGCGCCCGAGGGAAAGAAGGCGAAUGUUACGUUGGUGUUGAGUGAGAAGGAUUUCCAGCAGCUAAUUGCAGGCAAGGCGAAUGCGCAGAAGCUGUUUAUGAGUGGGAAGUUGAAGGUGAAAGGCGACGUUAUGAAGGCGACGAGGGCAGAGCCGAUUUUAAAAAAGGCGCAGACAGGGGCGAAGCUGUAGUUUGGGGGGAGGGAGUGUAUGAUACGUAUGGAUGGUAGUGCUGUCGGAGGUGGAUGGACCGCUGGUUCUAGGUGAGGGGGUCUUACAAUUUAAAUACCUGAAUGUGGCCUGUUUUUACAUAUCUGUGCACAUAUGUGAUAACCUUCCUACUUGGUAAUUACACAAAUAUAGUCGUC